AUGUGGACGAAUCUAACUGGCCGGUCUAUACGAUGCGAUACUGAUGUUCGGGGGUCGAAAAGCACUUUCGGCUGGAGUGGAAUCACAAACCUGAGGCCCACAGUGUGGAAGAGUAUGUUAUCAUCCCGUGCGGACCCCGCGGACUAUCCUGUUAGAAAGGGCGGUCACAAGACUCAAACCUCAAAAACCGACAGAGAACCGGAUACUGCUUAUCAUAUUUCUGUGCGGUUUGGUAAAAUCGCUGAUCGUGCUGGGCCGGGCCAAGUGUGGGCCUACUCUGUCCACAUCUAUCUCAAUGAUAAUACCAAGAAAUAUGAACCGAGAGAAGUUAUAUGGGGUAACCCAACACCUGACAGACCAGAACAGUCCGCGGUAUACAAGAACAGAAUCCAAUGGCCUACCGGCGCAACAGCUACGACAGCACCCCCGGCUCCCGGUGAGCAACCCUUAGUCUCCACCACAUCGACUGAAGGGUUGGCUCCAGCCUCUCUCCCUACGACUAAUCCUUGGGGCGGAUCAAUAAUUCCGUCGCGGCCGCCGAAUCCCCCCCAGUGGGGAGAAGGUCCAGGCCAAGGGCCUGCCGCAGGGGGCGGUGGAAGUACAUAA
Blastomyces dermatitidis ER-3 is the source of this 606-nucleotide messenger RNA. RefSeq lists its product as uncharacterized. The transcript is spliced from 2 exons. The record is from RefSeq and is a predicted model, not a curated record. Lineage: Eukaryota; Fungi; Ascomycota; Eurotiomycetes; Onygenales; Ajellomycetaceae. Bases 1 to 606 code for a protein of 201 amino acids.